AUGGUUCUGAUCAGAGCAGCGAUCAAAUCUGUCCUCAAAUAUCUCAACAAGACCAGAGGGGACGCAGACAGGAAGUGGUCUGUUCACUACACUACCCAGAAGCCCCAGAACAGUCUGCUCUUCAUCCCUGGAAAAAGACGAUCCGGCAGCGCUGAUGAUCUGCAAGCAUGCAACGGGCUGACUCAGCAUGGCUAUAGCCUCCCCGGCAGCUCUCAGCCCCGCCCACAGAGUCCAUCCUCUUCUGGGCUCAACCAAUCAGAGGGCAGCAGAGCACGCAGCCGGUGGAGGGACAAAAGCAGGAAGAUGUCCUCAGCUUUCACAGAUGAAGAUGAGAGGUUCAUCUUGAACAACACUCGACCUCAGACCCCACUGGUCCUCAACCCUGUCCACCCUGCCUCCAGUUGGAACGUCUUGGCCCCCACCUAUGAGCCAACAGUUGAGGUGGAGAUGGAGCCAACUCCCCGGCUUCCAACUCCAGAGGAGAGGAUGAGGCAGCAGGCUGAGGCAGUCGGAGCUGAUAUAGUCCCCAUCAAUAUCACAGGAGAGAGCUUUGAUCGUCAGGCCAGUUUUCGAAGAGUGGUUUCCAACACUGACUCGUUAUCCCGGCGAUCCCGUAACCUGAGCCGCCGUAAGACAGUUACUGGGAUACCUGGUGAUGUCAACCGCAAGCUGGACUCGCCUUCAGUCUCUUCGGUUCUUCCCGGUCAGUUCUCCACCGUGGGUCGACCUGCCUCCUGCACCUCUGCCCACCAGCAGGAGAACGCAGGGGACGAGAUGGAAGAGAAUGACAAGGGAGAAGUCAGAGAGAAGGGGCAGGUACCAGCAAGGAGGAUCCGAGCCCCAAGAGGACAGGGGAUGUCCAGCCUCAUGGCCUCCCUCACCUCGUCCUCACCUGUAGUCACCUGUCAUGACUGCUCCUCCUCCUGCUGCUCUUCCUCCUCAGAGGUCUGCAGCCUGCCACGUCUGGCAACUAACUCCUCGCUGAACUCUGAGGCCAGUUGUAACAGCACCUCCUACAGGACACUCAGCGCCUCCUCAUCUUGUUGCCAGGAUAUGCAGGGUUUCCCCAGUGACCUCCAGCCCCUUCUGCCCUUUGACCCCACUGCCAGAGUCAUCCCCCAGUCUCCUUCCUCCUCCUGUUCUUCUUUUCCUACCUCUCCCGUCACCUCCUCCCUCCCAGGCACCCCCAGCCAUUCCCUCCAAUCAGAGUGGUCUUACCCCAGUGAUAAGCUCCUGAAUGACAGUUCCUCCUCCCACUACCUCUCCUCCUCCUCCAUCACAGACUCAGACUCACAGUUUAGCCACCAGGCUCUGCAUUACCAGACUGCCAGCCGGCAGAAUACCCGGUGCUCCUACAAUGGUGACACCUACAAUGGGGAGACGUGGAGCUACCAGCCUCUCUCCCCCAGCUCCAGUGUCCACAGCAGCCAGACUGGGGGUGACUGGAAUAGCAUCACCCAGGAGAUGAGAUGUGUUUCUGGGGAAGGUUGGAACUGUGAGCCCCUGCUCUCCUCUGGUUGCUCUUCUCCCACUCACACUGACAGCAACUCUUUGUGUUCAGAGAAAAUGACUUCCUCCCCCUCGCCAAACCGGGAGAGAAGGAAGUACAGUAGUUCCUCCUCCUACUCUCGCACCAUCACCCGCAGCAUCUCCCUCCGCAAGUCCAAGCGCCCGCCUCCUCCACCAUUGCGCUCUGACUCUCUGAGGCGCCGUCCCGGUCGUAGCAAACCCUUCCGCUCCUCCUCCAGUCCCCGUUUGGAACAGAGCCCCCAUCUGGAGCACACCACCCAGCGGACGCCCCCUUUGUCUCCACAGACCUUCCAUGACCCCUGGGUGCCCAGGAGCAACACCAAAAGGCGCCAGAGUGGGUUUAACUGUGGGACAGUCACAACCUUUGAACCUUUAAGCCUGGACUGCCAGGUACCAACCUCCGUUGACUACCCUCCUUCCGAGCACCGACCACCGAGCCAUGGCCACUCCCAUGCUCAUGUCCUCACCCCUGGGUCUCCAGGCUCAGAGGAGGAGGGGCUGAGAUUUACUCCCAACCCCCAACAAGCUGCCUCUUCCGUUGCUGGGCUCCAGCGCCUUGCUUCGCCUUCAAGUGGCUACUCGAGCCAAUCUAACACCCCCACUCCUGGCACUCCUGUGUCUUCCCCCCUCACCCCCUCCUCCCCUCUCGCAGUGAGCCAUGGGGCUUUCUCCCUCCCCCCAACUUCCCCCCUCUCCUCUUCACACUCCUCUUCCUCCCCCAUGUCCCCUGUCGUCUCCUCUCUGCCCAGGUCGAGGUCUCGGGGCGAAAGGAGGCCAAAGCCACCAGUGCCAGAGAGGAAGUCAUCACUCUUUUCCUCCCUCUCCUCCUCAUUUUCCUCCACAUCCUCCCUCUCCUCCUGUACCUCUUCAGACUCUUCUGCCAAGCAUCCUCUUCUCCCUCCUCCUCCUCCUCCUCCUCCUCUACCAGAAUGCUCCUCCACUCCAUCCUUCUACUCCCCCAUUCAAACGUCUCCUCCUCGUGCUCCUUCCCUUUCUCAGCGAUGCCUGCCUGUUCCUCCUUCUGUCAACAAACUCUCAGCUGCUCCUCCUCCACCACCUUCUUCUCUUCCUCCUCCCCCUCCCCCACCUCCUCCUCUCCCACCCUCAUCCCUCCCUACUCCUCCUCCUCUUCCUUCUUCCUCCCGGCCCCCUCCUCCCCCCUAUUCCUAUGCCAUCAGGCAGACCUCCAAUCAUGUUCUGAUGUCCACCAUGUCGUCAUCAACCAACUUCCAACCCCUCCCAACUUCCCCACCUCCCCUACCAUCUUCUCCUCUUCCACCCCCACCAGAACUCCCCGAAUUGCCAAUUGCUGACCUUCCUCCUCCACCACCACCUCCUCUUCCUUUUCUGCCUACUUUCCCCAUAUCCCCUGCCACCCCACUUCCCCCCCGUAGUUCUCCAAACCUCUGGGUUAGAGUGGCCACAACCUGCCCCCUGGUCACAGCCCAAGCUUUGCAGGGCGUCAAGCUUCGCUCCAUCAAGAACCAGGAGGGCCUGCUCACUGGCAUCGAACUAGCCAGUGUUGCUUCUGGUGAUGCUACACUCCACAGUCAAGAUGACAAGAUGUCAGCUAAUGCUAACCAUGCUAAUACUCUCCAUGAUUUACCAAGCAAAGAAGCUCCUCCACACAGCGCUGUGUUGGCAAAUGCUAAACUGGAUGGCAGGGCCAACACUAAUGUUAAACUAGAUGGAGCUGGAUCACAAAAUACUGUCAGUCAUGUAGGUAGCAAUGACUCUAACACGACUAGUGCUUUAAUGGGGAAUGCUAGUCCUCAUAGCCCAGCCAACACUGAUGUUCAGCGACCUGAAUGCAAAUUAGAUUAUGGCUCCUACAACAUAACAAAAAGUGGUGUGAGAACACCCAACGAUGAGCCAUCGUAUGCUAACCUGCAGAACCUACGAGGCACUGUUGCUAGCCCGGCUAACCAGAGACGCUCUGGGUAUAGGUUGGCGAAUGGCGAAACUCCCCAAGACAUCCAGCACAAUGAACGAGAGAACGAAGAUUCAGACAUGUAUGCUACACUGGCAAACAAUCCAGCCUCCAGUCCUGAUAACCCCUUGGACAAAAUGUCUUAUUGUACUAGCAAAAACCACAUCAACACAUCUAUCCAUUACACUUCUUUGCAACAACAGGUCACAGAUAUAGUGUUAGCAGAUGCUAAGCUAACUGACCCUGCAGAGAAACUGGAAAACACUGAGGGUGUUUGGCACACAGAUCCUUCAUACUGGACCCUCUCUGGAACAAAACAAGGGUCUCAGAAAGAAAGCAGAACUAUACUGUCAGAGAGCAAAGAUAAAGUCGAGAUAAAUGACAAGAAUAAUUCCGAAAUGCGCAGUCAUAGUGCAGCUAAAGGGGAUUCCACAGCAUAUAGUGAUUUAAAACAGAAUAAUAGAGUCUGUAAGACGGGUAGUCCAAGAAGGCUCUGCUCCCCAGAGAAGCCGAUCCUGCCAAAGAAGCCUGAUCUUUGCAUUCCGGGUCUCAUGGCGUCAUCUGAGGCCAGACAAGGACCAGAUGGGUGGAAGAGCAAUGGACAAAUGACAGCACCUCCUCCUGGGCUCAGCAGCCAAUCACAGCUUCCUGUUGAUUCUUUCUGCACUCCUUUGCACAUGCAUCUGACCCAUAGUACACCUUCACCAAAGCACUUGACAUGCACCACUGUUGACAAGAUGACAAUUUCUGACAAAGCAACUUUACCUGCUCACUCAGUGAAUGCUGCUUCUUUGUUUGUGAACACAACACCUGCUGACAUCACUACACACUCACCUGCCAGCUCCCCUCAGAGGCAGAAGCCACCGAUUUUGCACAAAAAGCCAAAUCUCUCAUUGACCUCACCCAAAAGAGCAAAACCACUCUUUGCACCUAGAAAUACAUUGGAAGCAUCCAAAGGUACGUCUGGGACCUUUGACACCCUGGGGACCACUGGUACGUCACUGACUCAGAGCAACACAGGAACCAGUAGUACCUUAGGGACCAUGGUCACUUCUGGAAUCUUGGCUACUAUAAGAGCUGACAACACUUUAAAUGGGACCAUGGGUACCUUGGAGAACUGUGAUACCUCAGGAAAUUGUGACACAAUGGGGACCAGUAGCAUCUUAGGGCCCAUGGGCAUCUAUGGGAACUGUGGCGCCUUUGAGAUCAUGGGUUUCUCAGGCACCCGCAGCAUCAAAGGGGCCCCAAACACUAUCAGUGAGGCCAUGAGCACUUUGGAGAACUGUGGUAGCUCAGGAAGAUGUGGAACCUUGAAGAUCUGUUGCACCUCAGGUAACUCAGAGGCCCAUGGAACUUCCACCCAGAAGGGGAGCGCCCAACGAGGAACAACCGAACCAUGUUCUGCUGAGGUCAUCAGGACAAGACUUUGUAAGGAUGAAGAGAAAGCAUUUCAUAAGAGGACGAUGAGGUCGUCACUGGCCGAAGAUGAAGAGGAUGAGGCAAGGGUGGAAGAGUCCGGGAUAAAGACGACAAUGAUCAUGAUGCCACCCACCACAAAGAAAAAAGACGAAGCAAGGAAGAGGCGGAAGAGGAGGGCAGGCAGGCAACUGCUAAUGAUGUCAUCUGCAAUGGAGCCUUCCCCUUCGUCAUCAUCAUCAUCAUCCUCUUCAUCAUCAUCUUCAUCCUCAUCUGGAGAUGAACAAGAUGUGGUGAAAGAGGGAACAAUGCAAAUUGGCGCGAGGAUGAUGGCGACAAAAGUAUGUAAUCAAGACACAAGUGACUCAGAGAGCUCCUGUGCUCUAAUUGGUCAGAGCAAGUACUCCAUCAGCAGUGCGCUGUCCACUGACAGCCUGCGGGCGGAGCUGUCGCUUCCAGACCUCCUGAUACAGGAACCAGAGGAAGAAGAGGAGGAGAACACCGAGGAGGGAGCAGACAGGAGAAGGCAGGAGGUGAAAGAGGCCACAGGAACUCCAGAUGUUGAUCUGUUCGUCAGCGUUUCGGCGGAUCAGCUGUUUGUCUCUGGUCAACCGCGAACCACAGAGGAUCUGUUCGCUGUCAUCCACAGGUCCAAGAGAAAGAUGCUAGGAAGAAGGGAUACUGAAGACGAAGGACAACGUAUCUCGUCUUCCUCUUCCUCCUCCUCCCCUCCGGUCACCCCCACAGACCCCCUGCCCUGCCAGACGCGACCUGCGUCUUUUAAGAGUCAGAGAUCAGGGAGGAGCGAAAACUUUAAGGCUCUCGUGUUGAGGAAGGGUAGUCGGUCUGAUUCAUCUUCUCGAAUCUCUGCCGUCGAGCGGCUUCGCAUAGUUGGUUCUCCGACGACAGCUGCUGACCACCAGAGCACGCUGUCACCACCACCAGACCAAGUCAAAGCCACCACGGACACAUGUGAUAUCAACGCCCACCUGACUCUAGACGUUCCAGUGUCUCCCACAUCUCCGUGCACUCAGAACUUCUCCAUGAUGUUCAGAUGGAGGCGAAGGGAUCAGAUGCACAGUCACCUCCUUCUCACCUCUUCCUCUUCUUCUCCCUUCUUCUUCCUCUCCUCCCCCUCCAUGCGGCCUCGCUCCCUCACUCCUCCCUGCUCCGCCAGCCGGCGCUUUGCCGCUCGCUGCCGCCUCUACGCCGCCCCCAUGACCGCCAUCUUUGAAGUGGAAAGCGAGGAGGAGGACGGAGAGGCAGACAACGAGGUUUUUGUCGAGUCUCCAGGGACCGAACGAGAACUGAGCCAGAGAUUGGUUGAGACUUCUUGAUGGACAGACCAAGUUUAUAGACGCAGUUGCAACUUGGAUUAGGCAGGAAGUAGAUGGACGGUAUCCCUGUGAUUCUUUGCCCCAAAUCCAGUUCUGUGAGAUCACAAACAAUCCUGAAUGUGACGAUGUCAGAUCUCCUGCAGAUCAGGUUAAAACUGUUCCCUGUUGCACUGCCUCAGCAAACUGAACCGGACUGGACUGGACUGGACUGGACUGCGGCCGGAAGCAUUUAACUGAAUAACUGAAUGUACUGAAGCACACUUGGCAACUCUCUGAUAAAGGACAUGUCUUCAGUAGCCACACUGAUGUGUCAGAAAACUACAGAAGCCUGGAAGGGCCAUGCAUGGAAUUACCCCUCACGCUUUUUCUCACAAUUGCAGAAUCACGAUCUCAAGAAAAAAAAUAACACAAUAAUCUUCUUUUGACCCCAAAAAUUAACUCCAGUUAAUUUACUUAAACUUAAAUCAUCUUGCGUUUUUGUCUUUUGCUAAAUCUAAAUUCACGACCACGUACGUCCACCUUCUCUCUGGCGCACUGUAGCAAACACAACUUUUGACCAAAGAGGACGUGGAGUUAUUUUACUUUGACGAGAUCUUGCGGUCUUUGAGAUCACACAGUAAAUGUUACGAUAAUCAUAAUAUAGUAUAAUAAGUUUAAGCUGUUAUGUUGUAAAGUUUUCCCCAAAGUCAUCUUCACACCACCUCGUAAUGACGGAGGGGUCAAAUAAAGACAUUUCAACUAAACCGUUAUCAUAUAAUUUGAUUUAUAAUAUGUAUUUCUUUAAUUUCAACAGAUUCUAAUGACAUCCAAUCUAAUAUAUUGAACCAAUAACCUUUUUACACUUCGUCACAUGAAAUCAGUUAAUAGAUCAGCCAGUUUCAACAUCAUGACGAUCAAAACGUUGCCAGUUUCCAAACGCCUGAACUAAGAGAAACUAACUGGAUCUAUUUAUUAUUACUAUGAUUUCAAACGUUUUAAAGGGUUAGGGUCACGCUGAGCCGUUUGUGCUUCUUCUUCACUGGAAAUAUUUUAACAGCAGCUCCUGCUGACAUGUUUUAUUUUGACUCCUCAUAAUUAAAAAGUCAUUUUUUCUGUUAUUACCAGCCACACUGACUGACGCUGUAAUUAAUAAGGGAUGUAGUUUGUCUGAUACUGUAAAUAAUCCUGUUUCCUCUUCCUCUCUUCUUGCUGUUAUCUUGUUUUUUGUUGCUUCUGCUGGUCUUCACUUCUUUUCUGUUGCACUUGUUAAGCUUCAGCCUCCAUCUCAAUGAGUCACGGAGCCUCAGCGAAGUAGCAGAUAGUAAAGACGACGUAAAAGUCAGAAAGAUGAUGAACUUUGAAUUUAGCAACAUAAGUAUCUUCUCUGUGCGAAUGUAAGCAGUUCAGAUUUUAUCUAUUAACCAAAAAAUGAAAACAAUUUAACUGGAAAACUGGAAAUAUGGUGAAAAGUAAAUGAAAAGAGUGUUGGUAUGUUUGGACAGAAAGAAGAUGGAACUGGAAACACUGAAAUGUAAAUACAGGAAAGUGUAUGAAUAUGGACAGAUAGAG
Molecule: messenger RNA, 7761 nt
Organism: Chelmon rostratus (copperband butterflyfish)
Lineage: Eukaryota; Metazoa; Chordata; Actinopteri; Chaetodontiformes; Chaetodontidae
Gene: nhsl1a
Product: NHS-like 1a
Exons: 9
Coding region: 1-6213 (2070 amino acids)
Biological process (GO): cell differentiation
Source: RefSeq, a predicted model, not a curated record